Messenger RNA from Oldenlandia corymbosa var. corymbosa, 1977 nucleotides. The record is from the annotation of a GenBank genome assembly. NCBI's taxonomy places the organism in Eukaryota, Viridiplantae, Streptophyta, Magnoliopsida, Gentianales, Rubiaceae.
AUGGAUGACUCUCCACCUAGGCAUCAGAGGCCACAACUUCACAAUUUCAACUUGCCUAAUGACCUCAAGUGGGAAAGAACAAGGAGCCAACGCUCAGACGUUAAUCGAAGACAUACUCGGCAUGGUCACAGCAGACUUCACAAAAGGUCCGGAUUGCCAGCCUCGUCAUCGUCAUCGUCCGACUCUCGAUGGUUACAGCAACAAAUAUCUGAAUCAUGUACCGAUGUUGUUUUACCUCAAUCAGCUCCAGCAGUUCACGAAUGGCCCAAAUGGAUUGGAGACAACCCUGUAGCCCAAGAUAACCAUAUUCUAAAAAGAUGUCCCCUACCAUCUGGAGAAGAAACCCUUUAUAGAGAAAGUGAAGGCUCAAAAACACACACACCAUCCAGGACAUCAUCACACCACCGACAAUCUUCUGGAGAAACCCUCCAUAGAGAUGGUGGUUAUGUGUCCUGCAAAUCACCGAUUCCAUCCAGGAUCUCAUCACAUCGAUCUUCUAGAGAAAUCUCUCGUGUACAUAGCAGUUGGAGCUCAAAAUCAUUUUACCAGUCAUCUGGUGGGAGUUCAAGGCCAACAAGGGUGCCAUCACAAGGCCAUCAAUCAUCUAGAAGAACUGCUCCCAGAGAUGGUGGUGGGAGCUCUUCAAGAUCUUAUGGACCAUCUAGAGAAACCUCAUCCAGAGAUGCUGGUGAGAUAUCAAGAUCAUCUAGACUAUCUUCAGCUGGAGAAGCCCAUGUCAAAUCUAGCAGCAAGAUUUUCAAAUCACCACCUCCGCUAUCGGGGGAUGCAUCCAUCUCUGUGGCUGAAAAACCACCGGAUCUGCAUAUGAAAAUCUCAAGAUCUAGUGGAGCUUCUUCCCAAAUGUGGUCAUCUCAUGAUAGCCGUCACUAUGCUUCCCAAACGCUAAAUCAUAGAUCUGAUUAUGAUGAGGAUGACAACAACAAGACUAAUACUGUCUCCAAAAAAGUGAGUUUUAAGCCUUCAGAUGAAAUGCCUAUCAAAAAGCGUCACAAAGCUUUCUCUUCUGUGAAAAUGGAUGGCAAAGAUGAUGAUGGUGAAGAUGAAUUUGCUAAAGAGAAAUAUAUUUAUGAAAUUAUGAAAGAGAAAAUGGAUUGGGAAGAUCAUGAAGGGAAAAAAUACAAGCGAGAAGAUAUGUCAAUUAAGACCUAUGUUUGUUGUUCUAAGAAGGAAGGUGGCCAAAGUAAUGAAGAAAAAAAACCUGAAACUAUGCUACUGCCAAUGAAAAAAAGAAGGGAUGGGUUAAAGUAUAAACCAAUUGAUGAAGAUGAGGAUGCCAAUGAUUUGGAUGCUAAAUUUUUGAAUCUAAGGGAUACAAAGCCAAUUCAUUCGAAUCUUUACCAUGGUUUGAACUUGGAUGAAAAUAACACAACUCCCUCAGCUAAAGACAAGUGGGAGUAUUUAAAGGAGCAAAACUAUAAGCAAAUUGCUGGCAUGGAAGGUGAAGAGCACAAAAAUAGUGGUAACAAGAGAAACUCUGAUCAAGUAAUAAACAAAGAUGAGGAGCAUAACAAGAAAAAUGGUGCUGAUGUGGAGAUAGACAAAGAUGAGGGGCAAAACAAGAAAAAUGAUGCUGAUGUGGAGAAAAAGAAAGACGAUGAGAAGAAGAAAGAGGAAGGAAAAGGGAAAGGGAAAAAAACAUUAAAGAAAAGGAAAAAUGACCAACCGGACGUAGAAGAGGAAGAGAUUAAGGAACUCAAAAUUCCUAAGGUCAAUGCACAACUAGCUCCUGACAAGAUUGCAGAGGAUCUUUUUGUUCUUGGAAAUGGAUCUAGACCUCAAAGGAAGCACUCAUAUUCAAGAACACCAAGAGUGCAGAGGGACAUUGAUCAAGUAACUCCUGGAAUGUGUUUAGAGGACAUUGAAAUGGACCACUACAAAGUCUCUUCAAAAAGUUCUUCAAAGAACCAUAAGAAUAGUAGCAAGAACAACAAGAACAAUAAGAAAGAGAGGUAUUGA